AUGGAGGAAGAGAAGGCCGUUGCCUACUACGACGAGCUCACUCGGAAGGGCGGCGGUGCCGCGAGGUUCAAGCAGGGCCUUGGAUUCUCCUCGUCCUCCUCUGCGGGGGAUACCAAACCACUGCCCCAUAGCCCCGCCCCCGCCGCAUCAUUGUUCGGCAACUUCAUUCGCGCCUCGAGUCCCGGUGUAGCCGCCGAGAUCCAGAAACAGGCGCGGCUCGAGUGCAUCCAGAACAAGCUCAAGAAGAAGCCGGCGGCCCCGCAGCCCUCUUCUUUCGGUGGUGACAACGACGCGGCGAGGAGUCAUCGGACAAGAGGCCGGACCGGUAGGAGUAGAAGUAGGAGUAGGAGCAGAGAGAGGGACGGAUCCUCAACGGGUCGUCACUCACAUGGAAGGAGAAGGGUUGAGGAUGAUGAAGGAAGUUAUAGGCCUCGGCGCCGGAGAAGCCGUUCCCGAAGCGGUUCUGAGGAAAGGGGAAGUAGCCAGCGAAGCAGACGUGGGUACGAACGCGUGGAUGCUUCUUCUAAGAGAGCCAAGGGGAGGGGGAGCCCACCGCCAUUGGCCAUCUCUUCUCGAUGGUCGGAUAGGAGUCACAGGUACUCGCACGGUGAGAGGAAGGAUAGGCCUGAGCCUGAUGACAGCUCGAAGAACAGGAAUGCAAGAACUUAUUAUUCUCAACUCAUUGAUGAUUACUCUCAGAUGGUUGGUCCUUUUUUUAUGAAUUAAUGUGCAAAUCCCUGCUGUUGUUUGAAUGAAAUGUAUCAUCCCAUUAUUGAUGAUCACCGAUUAAACAUUUUUUCUUGAUCUUCUUGAAACCACGUUGGAAUGUGCAUUCUUAUUAGGAAAUGGGAAAUUAUUGAAAUAAUACCAUUGAAAUAAUCGUAUAGUGCGUCAUGCAGAAAUCAUAUCAUAAACUCAAAACGUAUUUGCCCCUCAUGUACUGCCAACUUGACAAAAAUACUGGCAGCCGGCGACUGGGAAUAAGAAACUACGCAUAUGAUACCUAAAUUAUUCCUCUCUUUAUUAUGGUUGAUCGGUUGACUAUGACUGGAGGUUAUCUACAGUGUAUGCAGUAUAUAUCAAGCCAGUUUACUGACUUAUAAAUAGCUGAGAUAGCUCUCCAGGAUUGGCAUCUUCAUCAUUUGACAGAGCUGGUCAAAUGAUGUUAAUUUAAGUCUAAUGGAUACAUUGUGGUUAAAGUUGACUAGAGGCAUCCCACUUCAACAUACGGACAAGACACUAUUCUGCAAUUCGAACAUGAUUAGAAUUUUCCUGUUAUGAAGUUUUUCAAUCUAAAUUACUCAAGCUGGUUUCCCGAUCGUCAACCAUGCCUGAACCUGGACGUCAUCCUGUUUGAAACAGCCCUGUGAAGUGCAACUUAGACAUAGCAGUUCACAGAAAGAGUUAUGGUUUGGUCAGUUCCAGUUUCAUAUAGAAAAGGAUAGGACAUCCUGGAAGAUUCGGACCAAAAAAAAAAAGUGUUCAAUUAAUCUGUCUUUUAUUAAAUAUUUAUAAUUUUUAUUUUCCCUUCCCCCUAAAAACAUAUUUUCGCUUCCUCGUCUCAUAAGGAUGGCGAAAUUAUAAAUUAUCAACUUUAUUCAUCCCCAUAGAUCAAGUAUUGUUUUAACACUAGUUCUGUCUUAGAAAAACUUUCCUGAAAGAAUGGAAAAAUCAAUGCGCCCAUUUUUCUAAUCAAUUUCCAAGGUUUUUUUUACAUUUUACCUAUAUUUAUUUGAUUGAUCUGGAAUCAUCCUUUCUUGACCGGCUAAUGAGAUUGACUGCAUGAGAACUAGGUUUGUGAUUUGCGAUUCAGUCACCUGAUCCAAUUUGACAUUCAAUGGGCUUGUGAUGCUUGUCUGUGUGUGGUAGACUGCCCUGAUGAUAUUCACCUUGAAUUCUUGAAUUCCUUUUUUUAUUGAUGCCUCACUGAAUUGUGUGUAAUACGAAGUUGAAUCCCUUAUAUAUAGUUUUUUGUGAUACUAAAGUUAGCAUAUCUAUUACUGGUUCUUUUACACAUUUUAUCUAUCUGAAAAAAGCACUCCCCCACUGGUUUUGAUGAAAUUCGGAUGAUGUGAAAUUGACCAUUAAUGAUUUUAAUGAACAUAUUAUGUACUCGAACACCUUUGAAAAUUCUUUCUUCCGUCCCAGAUUUAUCACAAUUGCCUAAAUCCUCAGAUAGGAAAAAGGAGACUUGCCAGAAAAUUAUAUCCCCCAAAAAGAAAAAUUAAAAUGAUUGUUGUGAAGGAUUGUACUAAGCAAAAUUAAAAGCUUUGGAGAAUCUCAAGAUGUCUAAAUGCCUCACAAUGUUGAGAUGUACACGUAUUCCUGCUCCUCCAGACGCCUCUACAUGGCUGGAUGAGAAUGCAGGCCAUUAUCUGUUUAAUCAUCCUUCGCCUAUUCUCCUCAGAAUCAGUUUUUCAUGGAUAAGGUAUUAAAUUGUUGUCUCUCCUCCUCAACCCAUGCAUGCCCCAGAGUGUUCACCUUGCAUAACAUUUGAAACUUGGAAACAAUGAACUCAAGGCCAGAUGAGGCGAAUUCCAUGUAUGGCUCAUGAAUGUAGUCUAUCCUACAUUUGUUUCUAGUUGGUGGGAAUUAAACCUACUGCCUUACCUUGAGUCUCCCAUUUGUCAACUCCCCUAACUGAUCCUUGCAAUGCUAAACAUGAAUAGCACUCAGAGUACUACUUUAUGAAGAAAUGCUUCCUAACACUUCUGGAUUUUAUAGUGAAGGAUUACCAAGUGCUCUCUCAUCUCAAUGCAAAACUCAAGUUAAGCCCUUCUUGGUAGCUUACCUUUAGCUUUAAUCUCAAUCUAUCUACUGUUUGAAUACAUUCUUUAACGUACCUGAAGCUACUAAACUCUCUUACCUGAAGCUGAAUGAAUACACUCUGUUGUGUGUAGUUCAUAACAUCAUGUCCGCCCUAAUGGUAGACCCCUACACAUUUUUUUUCAAGUCAUCUUUGUCUAUCGCGUCACAUCUGAAUUUCUGGAACUUUGCUAUCUUAAUAAUCUUAAUUAAGCAUAAUUAAUGAUCAUAACUACUAUCGUUUGCCAAAAUUCCAUGAAAAUGAAGGUAACUUUUUGAAAAGUACCCCGCUAGUGCCUUGAACAAAUCUUGUUCAUGUCCUUCUGGAGAUUCACAAAGCACGAGUUGCUUUGAUUUUAAUACCAUGUUUUAUUGUGCAUAUUUCAGAACCGAUGCAAUGUAUGAACUUCCAUCUGCCAUUUCCAUUAUAGUCCUUGUGAUAUGUUGAAUUUCCUCUAGUUCAUUUGUUUCUUGAAGAACAAUAGAUCUUCUCGUGGAAGAAAAAAGGGCUUUUAUUCACCACAUAUGAGGAAAAAGAAUUCAAGAAGACUCUUUACAUUGAGACAGGGGUCUGUUAUUUAUAACAGAUCCAUGGGAGAAGGUUCUAGACAUAGAGCCUUACACCCCAAGACAUACAGGUGAUGUUCACAUGCUUCUUUAAGUGAAGCACGUGAUACACCUCACCCAACUGCUAAUGCAGUAUUUACAUUAUAUUUCAACAUAAUAUCUAAUGGUUAAAACCCACCUGUGAUAGAUGAUCCUUGUGAUAGAUGAUCCCUCAGCCAUUUCCAUUAUAGUCCUUGUGAUAGAUGAUCCCUCAGCCUACAACCCAGCUGACCUGCUUAAAAUCUGUCUAAUGGUUUCACAGCUCUAUGGCAAAAAUAAAUAUCUAAAAAACUGUUGAAAAAUUAUGUUUGUUAUUCCCUACAGUCAACUUCAUCAAUCUAGGAUUCAAUUUUUGUGAUUUUAAUCAAAUUUAUACUCAAGAAGAUUAUUAGCCUAUAUGCAUGUAUACAUACUUGCAUUCAUAUAUGCACACAAAAACUGAACGACUAAACCAAUCUUAAGCAUCUCAAAUAAACGAUGAUUAUUCCUAAAUAACUUGGCCCUUUCAUAAGCCUCGGUUAUAUGAUAUUCCAUAUCUGUAGAAUAUCACCUCACUCCUAAAAAUGAAUGGAUGGUGUGCAUGACAAGAAAAAGGCCAUUAAAGAGCAUUGCAGUUUGAGUUUUUCUUUUGAAAUCUAUAACAACUGGAUAUUAUUGUGUAGAAGCAAAAUAAGUUUAAGAUUUUGUUUAUGAAAAGAUGAUGAAGAAAUAUCUUCUAUAAUUCCUUGACUGGAAAUUAGGGAAAAAACUAACCAUCAUUGACAUUUGAGGGAGAUGGGGUUUGGGGGAGGGGGGGGAGGGGGGUUUGGUUCAUAUUCGGAUGGAUUCUGCAUUUAUCAUGGUACUCUUUUUGGUUUUUUCGUUUGCUUCGUCAGGCAUGUUUAAGAACAUUGAAAUGACUUAGGAUGCAUUUGGCUCGCCAAAUUCAAUCAUGGUGGUUGCAGGCUAGAUUUUUUUCCUCCAUCACUGCCUGUGAACACCAUGCUACACAAUUUUUGGAUGACCUUCUCUCCCUUUCUUUCUUAACAGACACCAGCUGAGAGAGUUAAAGCGAAAAUGAAGCUUCAGCUUUCACAAACUGGUACAGAAAUGUAUCUAUGGUCUUACUGUUUCUUCUGCUCUUCAUCGAGCUUCUUCUAAAGUCUCAGCAUUGUUAUCGUCAUGUCUUCUAUCACUGCUUUUUCUUGUUUCACUGGUGAAACUGUUGCAACCUGAAAAUUCGGCAGAGUUUAAACAAUCCUUCGCAGGAGAUCGCAACAAUUCAGUUACUUUUCUGUGAAACCUAUCAUCAAAUUUUCUUGACUUCAUAUACUGGGGAGCUAAGUUCCUGCCUCCAAAAAUCUUUUACAUUUCCCCCUGGAAAAGUUCCGUCUUAUUUUUCCUCGUGCGUACAGAAAGAUGUCUUUGUCCGAUUUCCUUGCUCGAAUGCUUCAAACUAUCAUCAUUUUUUCAAGAUGAUCCAGUCAUCUGAUUUAUGGUAAAAAUUCUAAGAAACCUGCAUUUCACCUCCGUCUGAUUGUUGGCGUAAGGAUAAAAACUCUCCCUCCCUUGCAUCUAUUCUCCUUAUAAUACUCUUUCCCUUAUGUAGACGCCGUUUGAAGUGGAUAUUCAUAUUAAUAGCCGAACAGUACCAUAAACCACAAAUAAUUCUUGGGAAGAUUAAUGAAAUAGGCUCUGCUGAAGAAUUCAAAUGAAAGCAAGAAACCCCAGUAAAUUUUUGUGAUCAAGACUUUACAUUGAUAAUGAAAAACAUUUUGGACAAAUUUCGUGAAACUUUAUGGAAACUUCUCCUUAACAGUACUCGCGUCCAUUAGUAGGGAUUCUAGAGUAUGAAGAGAAAAACCGAAAAAGAAUUGAUGUACUCAGACAUUAAAGAAAAAUAAAAAAAUCAGGCAUUUUGAAUAGAGAUCUGGACAACUAUCGAGUUCAUGUUGCAUGAAUCAAUUCGUUGGAGCUCAGAGGAUGAUUUAUCAAUGUACUAAUAAUUUUCUUUGAUUAUUUUGUGCAGCUGCAAAGGACAUGGCUAAUGGCGUCACUACAGGAUGGGAACGCUUUGAUUUUGACAAGGAAGCUCCACUUGAUGACGAAGAGAUAGAAGGUCAAACCCAUCGUACGUAGUACAUUUUCCUAUCUUCUGGCCGAAGUUUUCUUCUAUUUAUCAACCAUUUUUCAUCGAAAAAAUGUGAAAUAAUUAUAUUUCAAGCUACAAAAUAUCACCAACGAGUGGUGACAGUGUGGUGGUAUGGUAUUUCUGUCCUCAUCUUAUAUAUUCUUGAGUCCCAAGUCACAUUCCCCAAAGUUUUUUGACAUACUCCGUACAUAAUAGGACUAGUUGAUCUUACUAUCCUGUUAAAUUCAGUGGCAGAAGAUGACGAAUCACUGGUCAAGGAUAUAGGCCGAAGCUUCAGGCUCACUGCAGUGGAGGUAUAUAUAUAUAUGCUGGAAAUAUCAGCUCGUCUUUCAGCAACAUGAGCAAUCUGUGCUCCAUUCCUGGCAUUAGAACAUCUCACACCAUUCAAAAUUCAACAGUCAAGACGUGAGGAAGAGGUCAAAGCUGCACAUGAUCAGGCCAUGUUUGGAACAUCAUCAGUUCUGCUGGAAAUUCCGGAAAAGGAGGAAAGCACGGUGGUGGUGACUGAGGAGAAAGAGGAGAGAACUCAAGUCAAUGACGAAUCACUCAUAAGCGAAAAGGUACUGAUUUCCAAACAUCUUAGGCAUCUCUUGGCUCAAAUAUCUGACUGUAUGGAUGGAAGAGAUAGAGGUCUCCCCCCGUCACCCCUCCCUCCCAUCAAUGUUGACCCAGCCAUUUUUGCAGGCCCUUGCCACUCAAGGUUCCUGGCGAGAUAGGAUCCGUAGAUCUCAGCACAGCACAGGAAGCUGA
Spirodela intermedia is the source of this 6292-nucleotide messenger RNA. NCBI's taxonomy places the organism in Eukaryota, Viridiplantae, Streptophyta, Magnoliopsida, Alismatales, Araceae. The record is from the annotation of a GenBank genome assembly.